Molecule: messenger RNA, 831 nt
Organism: Recurvomyces mirabilis
Lineage: Eukaryota; Fungi; Ascomycota; Dothideomycetes; Mycosphaerellales; Teratosphaeriaceae
Exons: 2
Coding region: 1-831 (276 amino acids)
Source: RefSeq, a predicted model, not a curated record
AUGGCACCUCGGACGUAUCGCAAAAGGGCAGAACCCAAGGCUGAAGCAUCCGGAAAGGUCGACUCAGGUAGGGUCGAGAAGUCUCGAAGGUCGCCAGAAAACAAUGCUGGUAAGUACGCGAAUGACCGCAAGAAAUGGAUCAACGACGACCGCCUUCUCGUCUACAAGAUGCGUUGUGAAGGCAAGCCGUAUAAUGAAAUCGCACCCCUCCUCCAACGCUCCGACCAGUCCCUUCGCCUGAUCGUGUGCCAUGCACGCGAAACUUUGGACAGCCUAGAGGAGCUCGACGAUGCAGCACUGCUGCUUGGAGUCGGAUCUGAGGAUACCCGUGCACGCCGAAAAGCUGCCAAGAUACGCGCGGCUGCGUUCAAGGCCAAUCCAGCAUUAGAAUCUGCCGCGGAGUGGAACAUGAACAAGAAGCGUAUGCCCAAGGUCAAGGCAAAGCCCGCCGCUAAGAAACGCACCCGCACAGCCGUCCCAGAUCUCCGCAAGGCUCCUACAACGAAGUUACUGCCUGCAGCACCUCAAGCUACCCUAGCACCAGUCCAGCCUGUUCGCCAGCUCGUGGACCACAACGUUUUGUCCGCGCGAUUUGAAGUCUUCCACAUAGCACAGCUACCCCCAGAUAUGCUAUCGGCGAACGGAAACGACGUGGGAGAGUGGUUCCGUGCACACAUGUCACUAGCGAACGCUGUUCGGUCAGACCGAGUAUUCGCGCCUCCGCAUCCAGUCAUGCUGCCGCCAAAUCCAAGCGGGACAGGUAAUGCUGCUAGGCGUGUGGACUCAAGUAGUCCAGUCAACAAGAUGUCUAUCAGCUUCUUGGCGCAAUAG